UAGAGCAAAGCGAGCGUACACGUCUCGGAGAAGCAGAGCUGUCAGCUGUAGCAGGAGCUCUUUGUAGAGUACCAACCAGCUCGACAGAGACACCCGGAAGGCACGAAAGUCAAUUUGAGAGGGCAGCAUGAAUCGUUUUAAGACCUCCAAAUUCAAAAACACCACUCCGAAAAUUGCCAAGAAAGAUGGGUGGAUCAACAAUGUUCGUGCUGGUUCCUUCUCAUGCCAGGGGAACCACAUCAAAGCCAACUCCAAGCUGGUUGCCUUUAACACCGAGCAGGCUGGUGGAGGCAUGCUGGGUCUGUCUUCAGUCAAACCUGGUUCAGAUGGCCAAUGGACAGUCACCCAGAUUUCCUGCCACUCUGAUCUAGUGACUGAUAUGGACUUUUCUCCUUUUGAUGAGAGUCUCCUGGCAACAUGUUCUGGAGAUGAAACGGUGAAGCUGUGGCAUUUGUGUGAUCCAGCGCUGGAGCAGCCCAGCAGUCCAGAGCUGACCUUGCGUCCAGGUCAGGGCAGGCUGGAGCUGGUGCACUUCCACCCCACCUCCUCUGGCUUGCUGGCCAUCGGCACCGCUAAGUCUCCUCUGAUUUGGGACACCGGCCGUCAGGAUUCACCGUUGGCAGUUCUGGAGCAGCACAGUGACCAGCUGCAGAGUCUGAGCUGGAAACAGGACGGCUCCCUGCUGGCUUCCUCCUGCAGGGACAAGAUGUUGCGAGUGUUUGACCCCAGAGCCCAGCUGACACCUGUUCAGAGUGCCAAGAGUCUUCAGAACAACAAGGAUUCACGCAUCCUGUGGGCUAAAGAUGACUUUUUACUGACCACUGGCUUUGAUAUGAUGCGUGGUCGGGAGGUGAGGCUUUGGGACAGUAGGAAGCUGAGCUCUUCUGUCAGCACUGUGUCACUUGGCACUUCCAACGGGAUGCUGAUCCCUCUGUUUGAUGAAGACACUGGUCUGCUCGUACUGGCUGGCAUGGGAGACACAGUGGUCGAUUGCUUUGAAGUCUCUUCCUCUGAGCCCUUGCUCUCUCAAGUGAGCCACUGCAUCACAGAUGCCUCGACACGAGGGGUUGCCAUGGUUCCCAAGCUGGCGCUGGAUGUGAUGUCCUGCGAAGUGAUGCGUGUGCUUCAGCUGACAGACAGCUGCAUUGUGCCAAUCAGCUAUCACGUCCCUCGCAAGAAUUCAGGCCAGGAGUUUCAUGACGAUCUUUACCCAGACACAGCGGGAACGACUCCAGCCAUGUCUGCUGAGGAGUGGUGGCAGGGAGGAAACAAGCAGGUGGAGAAAGUCACCCUCCACCCAGACAAAAGGCCCAAGCCAAAGGCUCCACCAGCAAAACAGAUGCCUGCAAAGAAGGAGGUGGCCAGUGGGGGGAGCAAAGAGGAUCCAGCUCGUGGCUGCUCCACCUCCAGUAGUCCUCUGAGUACUCCCAGCAGCAGCGCUGUCCCAUCCCGCUCUCCCUCCUCCACCUCCGGCCUCUCCUCAGGCUUCCUCCCCAGCCCCAGUCCCAGCCAGAGCGUCAAGGCAAUCCAGAACCUCCUGGGACCAACCUCCAAGUUCCGUCACAUCCAGGGUGCAGUGAUGCACAGGGACACACACAUCACUAACAUUCGUGGUCUCAACCUUACCACACCAGGCGAGUGUGACGGUUUCUGUGUCAACAGCCAACGUGUGGCAGUGCCCCUCUCCAUCUCUGGGGGCCAGAUCGCCAUCUUUGAGCGCUCUCAGCCUGGCAGGCAGCCAGACACAGCCCUGCCCACCAUCCAAAACUCUGUAAAUGUGGCCGACUUCUCAUGGGACCCCUUUGACACACAUAGGCUGGCUGUGGCUGGUGAUGAUGCUAAGAUCCGGGUAUGGCAGGUACCAAAGGGAGGACUGAAAGAGACCCUGACUGAGCCUGAGCUCAUCUUGCAAGGCCACACUGAGAAGAUUUACUCCAUCAAGUUUCACCCUCUGGCCAGUGGACUCCUGGUUUCUUCAUCCUAUGAUCUCACAGUCAGACUGUGGAACCUGGAGAGCGAAGAGGAGGUCAAAGUUCUCAAAGGACACCAGGACCAGGUGUUUGCUAUGGCAUGGAGCCCAGAUGGCAAGCUCCUGGCCACAGUGUGCAAAGAUGGGAAAGUCCGCAUCUAUGACCCUCGCAAGUCCACUACACCUGUGCAGGAGGGCCCAGGCCCUGAGGGCCCCAGGGGAGCUCGUAUAGUGUGGGUGUGUGAGGGCAAGUACCUGCUGGUGUCAGGAUUUGACAGUCGCAGUGAGAGAGGACUCUACUUGUACUCUGCAGACUCCCUGUCUUCUGGAGCCAUAGCCAACGCUCAAGUGGGCGUCUCCCCCUCCACCCUCAUCCCUUUCUAUGACCAUGACACCAGUGUGGUCAUCCUCACUGGAAAAGGUGAUACCAGAGUGCACAUUUAUGAGUUAGUCCCAGAGGAGCCAUACUUUGUUGAAUGCAGCAGUUUUAACUCUCCUGAGCCACAUAAGGGCUUGGCCUUUCUGCCCAAGACAGAAUGCAAUGUGCGUGAUGUGGAGAUAGCUGUAGGGCUAAUGCUCACCAAGACGACCAUAGAGCCAGUGGCCUUCAGAGUGCCACGGGUCAAGAAAGAGUUUUUCCAGGAUGACGUGUACACAGACACAGCAGUGUGGUGGGAACCGGCUCUGACAGCCUCUGCCUGGCUGUCCGGCUCCAAUGGCCAACACAGAAAGAUCAGUCUGAAGCCCAAAGACAUGACACCAGUGAGUGAGGCCCCCAAAGAGGCUCCAGUUAGGAAGUACCUGCCCUCAUCUGUUUACCUGGAGGAGAAGACUGAUGAACAGAAGAAAGAGGAGCUGCUGAGUGCCAUGGUGGCGAAGCUGGGGAACAUGGACGACCCACUGCCACAGGAGUCCUUUGAGGGGGUCGACGAGGACGAGUGGGAUGACUAAAGGGGACGUCGUCUUGUCUUUGGUUCAGUCAUGGUGCCAACAACAGAGAUGAGAGGCCAGUCUCCACAUCGUCUCAGCCUACUGCACAAAGAAAGAAUACUGUACAAUGUGAACAAACCUUCAGCAAAGUCAACAAAUACCCCGGCUGGGUGAUGCGAGAGAAAAUCACAAUAACUUAAAGACCUUCUUCUGAUAUGAGCACUGUAUGUAUGUAUCACAGUAUCUGUUUAAGUUUGGGAAAUCAAAUGUCACGAUGUGUAGUUGUUCAUCAUAUCAAACCGCAUGAAAUUUGAUAUGAAAAUCAUUUUCAGCUGGAAUUCUUGAAUGUUCCAGAAAUUAUUCUGAGACAAAUCUGACUUUGUAAUAGCUUUCUUAUGUUUAUGUAGACUUAAAAAUUCUGUCACACUAUUGUUGAUAUUCAGAAAAAAAUCCUACCAUAGGAGAUGAUACAAAGCAAUCAUCAAUAAAUACUUAGAAAUCAUAUAUCAGGACAGCUCAAACAUAUUUCUGGUAAACCACAGUUCUAAAUCAGUGCAAAGUCAAUAAAACUGCAGGCAGUCAUAGCAAUAAUACUUCUGCUUUACGCUACAUUACAAGUUAAGACAGACAUAACUAUGGGUUACAAACAAUUUUUUUUUUAAAUAGCUGUAUUUUAGCCUAGCUUCUGUUUAUGUCUUUGCUAAGUGGCCAUGAUUUAAGCAUGAUAAUACACUCUGAGUUGUCCUGAUAUAAAAUGAUGACCUCCUUUUGUGCCCACUCUGUAUUUUGUUUGAUAUCAGGAUACCUCAACAUGUAUCAUUGUGUACAAACAAGUUAUCUGUGUGGACAUUUACUUCCACAGUGGACCACUUGCUUGCUUUUUCUAGUCACAAUGUGUCUUUGAAAAAUUUAAUGUUGCAAAAAAAAAAAAAGUUAAUGAGUAAAUAACAAGUGAACAUCAUUGCAUCUGAUAAAAUAAUAAUAAUUAAAAAAAAAAAAACUUGUCUUCCUGUUUAGUCAGGUAAAACACACAAACACACACACACACAUGACUGUAACAUGCUCAAGCCUUCCACAGCAAAAACCACACAGAGGAUACAACAGGGUCACCAGUGCUCAUGUUUGGCCAUGAACUGGAAUUUCUAAUGACAAAAACACUCACAGUUCACUUUUCUUUGUCAGCCAACAUUAGAAUAAAAUGAUAUUUUAACAUAUGUGUUAUUAUAAUUGUGCCAGUUAGAUUUGAAUGUUUUGCCAUCCAGAAAUAGUCUUAUGUUUAAGUAGGGGUGAAAGGUCAAUAAAAGUAAAAUAUUGUUAUGCAUUGAAAGCCAAACCACCUCCUUUAUGGAGUUUUUAGAGGGGCCUUUGUAUUCUGAUGAUUGUUUCCUUUCUUUUGUUCUCUUGUUUGUGGCCAGUUGAACAUUUAAUCAUGAUCUUUGCUGGUUUUCAGACUGUUUGGGGAUAUUCCUCACUAAAUGAGCUAACUUUCUUAUCUAAUGUUAACUGGUGAUAAGUAAUUGUGGUGUUAAUCAGACAAUAACAGUACAGUAUUGAAAACUUAACAUGCAGCCAUAACAGCCAUCAUGUUAUUUCUAAUCAGGGCUACAACAAUAUUGUCAAUAAUCCAGGCUUGAGCCAACUGAGUUUGUUUACAACCUCUGAUGGACUGAAAUAAACCAACCAGUUCAGCCACGCAUGAUCAUGCACAUCAUGUUGUACACAUGAACUGCAGGUGUUGUCAGUGUUUGUGCGAUGUAUACUGUAUGUGCUUGUGAUUCUCAGACGCCACACUUUGUACUGUUUGGAUUGGAUUUACUUGCCUUCCAUUGUGUUCAAACGGAACAUUCUUUUUAUACUUUGAGUAAAGGAGUGUUGUUUUUCUGUAUUACUUGAGUAAUGGUUUGUGGAUUUUUUCAAUAUUGUCUUGCAAUAAACACUUUUUGAACCCA
Messenger RNA from Lates calcarifer (barramundi perch), 4848 nucleotides. RefSeq names its product coronin 7 (gene coro7). The record is from RefSeq and is a predicted model, not a curated record. Gene Ontology annotation, molecular function: protein binding. NCBI's taxonomy places the organism in Eukaryota, Metazoa, Chordata, Actinopteri, Centropomidae. The transcript has 28 exons. The coding region runs from base 128 to 2920 and encodes 930 amino acids.